Messenger RNA from Camellia sinensis, 1030 nucleotides. The record is from RefSeq and is a predicted model, not a curated record. NCBI's taxonomy places the organism in Eukaryota, Viridiplantae, Streptophyta, Magnoliopsida, Ericales, Theaceae.
UUCAAUUUUAAUUUCCAUUGAAACUAGGAGCGACAGGGCUGUCCCUACAAUGGACUGGGUCAGUAGCUUGCCAUCAGAUAUACAACGCAAUAUUCUAGGGCGCAUUCCUUUUGAGGAAGUAGCAGGAACAAGCAUCUUGUCAACGACAAGUAAUUGGUCUGAACAUUCAGUCAUACUUGACAAACUCCUCUUUGAAGAGCGGGGCCAAUGGAUUGAUGAACUCCAUCCAAGUGCAUGGGUGAACAAAGUUGAGGAAAUUCUCAAUAAUCAUCGUGAAGGUCUCAUUCCCAUUCAAAAGUUUGUUCUCCACAUUCCGGACAUGCAAUAUAAGUGGGGCCUAUUUAUAAAUAUCUGGCUGUCAUACCUGUCAAGCAAUAGUAUCAAAGAACUCUCCGUGGAUAAUUGCAAUGUUAUUACAUAUAUGCUUUCUUCUAUCUCGUUGAGUGGUCUGAAUUGACACGAUUGAUGCUCCGUAAUUGUGCAUUCUACAAAUCAUUUGGAAGCUUUCAGAAUCUCCGAUUCCUUCAUCUUGAGAAAAUAGCAUUUGGUUCCGUCAAAGUUGGUGAUGUUACACUCAGUACCCCAUCGCUUGUGUGGGCGGAGCUUAUAGAUUGCACAGGCUUUCGAUAUUUGGAUAUUCAAGCUCCAAAUCUAGUGAACUUUGUUGUUGCCACUAGUGUUAGAAUGAGUCGUGAUGAUGAGAAUCAUAUGAGGUUAAAGCUGGCGAAACCAACUAUUCGAAUCAUCAACCCCAACCACAGCGGCUCAAAGUUGGGUUUCAGAGUAGAAUAUUUUUUCUCUUCCCAAGGUCGAAGGGUUCGGGCCAGAAGGUGAACCAGCCUGAACUAUGGACAAAAACAGAAGUUGCUCUGGAUUGGGUUGUGAUUGAUAUGGAUGGACCAUGGCUGGUGUCGACUUAGUUAAAGUCAAUAAGCUAGCUUUUUUUUUGUUUUUUUUGUUUUUCAUCGUUUUGGGUAUGUUAUAUUCGUUUUGUAAAAUGUUUUAAGAUCCGUUUUUUCUUUUUUCCUCA